Molecule: messenger RNA, 8329 nt
Organism: Vespa velutina
Lineage: Eukaryota; Metazoa; Arthropoda; Insecta; Hymenoptera; Vespidae
Exons: 11
Coding region: 6676-8307 (543 amino acids)
Source: RefSeq, a predicted model, not a curated record
GCUUUUGUUUCGCAGUUUAAGUAAUCAUGGCGGACGAAUGCUCGUAGCAUGUCUUGCGUGUCGGUGUUACUGAAAGUAAAGUGAUCGUCCAUGAAAUUACAACUUCGUCAGGAAGAGACGUUGAAAGAAAAAAGGAACGUCGAAGGGACGACGGACAUCUUGAAAAAUAUUAAAUUACUAUGCAAUUUCGAAUUCGUUACGUUACAGGUAGCGAAGAGGAUCCUUUUUUUCGCGUGGGAACAGCAGGUGCGGCUGGCUCUCUCGUGAAUUCAUGAGCGAAACAAAACGGUCGAUCGUGUUCAUUCAUCUAACCCACUCGUGGUUGUCGAAUCUUACAGUGGUGCAUGACGAACGUGGACAAAUCGUACGAAGGAGAAUGUACAGACAACUCACUGUCAAAACUUGAUAACUUUGAAAGCACACUUGCAUGGUGCAAGUCAUGAUUUGAACGAGCAUCAACACGUUGAAAGAGUUUUCGAUCGACUGGGCGAACCUUCGGAAUACGACGGAUGAUAAAAUUUUGGAGCACCGCAAUUCAUGAUAUAAAUGAAAAUUAUUCGAUCGACCAACCAAUUGAGAUGUUCGUGUCUCUUCACUAUUAACGCCAAUUUUUUUACAAAGUUAUCGGCCCUUCUCUUUUUUGUGCUUCUUUCGUCCGCCAACGUUUUGAGAGUUAACCUGAGAUUCGAAAUUUGUGCGCAUACAUGAAGAACCAACAUCGAUAUGAAACUAUCGACGCCUGUAUAAGAGACGGUCGCGCUGUAUGCUGCUAGAAUUUGUCCGGUAUACGUUAAAUAGAACAACGGAGUCCUCCUUACGUCGUACGGAAAAUAAGCAGGACAGAUUAGAGUUCGAGCCGGUUCCAUCUGAUCCCUCUGCAUUUGCGCGAUCAUGAUGAUUCGAAGAACAUUGCUCAGCAUAAUUGAUCUCUCCUCUUCGCUCUUCGAUCUAUUCCAAUCAUCGACGAAAGCACCGAGAAGAGGAUUCAGAGCUACGAGAUAACACAUCGGCAAAUCGUUAUCUUAAGAAAUAUUUUCAAAACUUUCAAUCUACGGGGCUCACUUUUAAGGUGAUACCAAAUAACGAAAAGUUUUAUGCAAGCCAUCGUAACUGGAAUGUUCGCCGUUGCUAAAUCUUCCGUCAUUAGAUCGAGGUCGCCCCAUAUUAUUGCCAGGUACGCCGUUUGUGGUAUGAUUAUGAAUCCUAGCAUGAAAAAUGCGUGUACGGUCCAACGAUAUUUCGUAAAGCCGAUAUUUUUAUUGAGCUGAUUGAAAUCCGGCCAAACACCAAGAAAUUUUAGAUUAAAUCGAUUCCAACCGAUCGCGUAAUCCAAAUCUGUGAAAAAAUACAAUCGCGUUUAAUUAAGAAUAUUUCGUUAUGAUUUUUGUUCCCCUUUCGAUUUACGUAUCGCGUUAAAUCGUACCUUUGCUAAAUGCCAUAACUCUGUCACGAGACAGAUCAUGUAACGCGACGAUCCAACGACUGCGUUUUAGUUGGUCCUUAGAUACGAAUAUCUUUUACUUCUUCCUCGAUACGACAGUACGACGCAUGCUCUCUCUCUCUCUCUCUCUCUCUCGUCGAAGUAAAACGAACUACCACUCCCCCACCACCUACUUAAAAAUGCAUCGAUCCAGUACCGUACCAUUUAAUUUCGUCUUCCCCUUCUAAAGCACAGUUUAACUUGAUUUAUGCCUUGAAAAAAAAAAAAAAAAAAAAAAAAAAAGAAAAAGAAAAAAAAAAAUUAGCGAUCCUAAUCUUUCAGGUUUUACCUACGUGUUCCCUGAGGUGUUUAAAAGUAUCUCGGUGCACGGCUUUAUAUAAGGAAUUUCUUAGUUGUUCGGUGUUAAUUACAUUAAUUUAUACAUUUUCGCUACCCGCUCGACAACGUUCCAGUAAUGGGGUUCGCGAGCGGAUAUCGCAAUGGUUUGGGAAAGUUUCAUAAGAAAGAUUCUAGUCUAAUUUGGCAACGAAAUCUGAAACGAAUUACUAUUGGCUGAAAUCGUCGAAUACCAAGGCGUAUAAGGUUCGUAAUUCUCGUAUAAGGUUCGUUCGAUCUUUCAGAGAGUUAAUUCUUGUAUUUCAUUUCGUAUCCGGUACCAUGGGAUUAUGAUAAUAAUAACGGGUGAUUUAUUUUUGACGAUAUUUUGUAUAUAUUCAAUGGAAAGCUAAUACAAUAAUAAUGAUAAUUUCUUUUUUUUUCUUUUUACGUAAAAAAUAUCAUUUAUUCAUUGGCCUUUGUAUAUAAUACGAACCGUGUGAUCCUUGGGGAGAUCACACGGUAUAGAAAUAAAUAUGAUAUAUGUAGGUACAUACAUGUAAAGCAAACGAUAAACUCUCUUUGCAGGACACGUUCUAUUAAAUUUAACACUCUUACGCUAUUAUCUCUUUUGAUCUCGAAUAAUCUAACAAGGAGAUCAAAAGGGAUCGCGCUCAUGCAAUCGUGCGUUCGCAGAAAGCCAUUUGGGAAACGAGUUACUCGUUCUUUCGUCGAACUCACGAGAUAGAUUGAUGUCUUGUGAGAGUUUCUAGAAUUAAAUUAAAAUAGAAUGUGCAUAUCAUUAAAUAAAAUCUCGCCUCGAUGGCAAUUAUGUACAAUUGAUCAGUAAAGAUCUCCUUCGACGUGACUAAAAAGGAAAGGAAAGAGAAAAGUUGAAGAAAAGGAAAGGAAAAAGAAGGAGAGAAAAAGAAAUGAGGAAAGUUGUCCUCCUCUUAUCGAUGAUGAUUAGAAGAAAAUAUUUCCAGGUCUAGCUUGAGGGCAAAGAAAACUCGAACAAUCGUGCCUCCUGAUGGCGUCCAUUACUUCCUCGAAAUGACUCGAUACUUGCAUGGCUGCUCCGGGCUGAAUUCUAUAAAAUUUUUUCAUCUUAUUAAGAAAUAAUGAUGAAAGAUCUUUGAAUAGAGUAAGGCAACUUAUUCGACCGACGAGAAAGCUAUUAAAUACCUUUUACGAAAUUGACGCGCGCACGCGUGUGCGCUGUAUAUAUGUAUAUAUAUAUAUAUAUAUAUAUAUAUAUAUAUAUAUAUAUGUGUAUGUAUAUGUAUAUAUUAACUGUUACCAAAAAAGUAAUCAAACGGUGAUAUAAUAAUAAUGUUGGUUUCAUUAGCACGUUUAUGGCAAGACCGGUGAUUGAAUUAUGUAUUGUCUCUUAUGAAUAUCCAGGAAGUGGAAUCUGUAACUGUCUUAACUGUCUCGUUUUAAUAAUCGCUGUAUUAAUUUUAAUUGAAACUAACAAAUUACUUGUAUUGUUAAUAUUAUUGUAGAGAGGACGUAAAUAAUAUUAAUUAAUAAAUCUUAGAAAAGUCGAAAUAAUACAUCUGAAAGUAUUUUUCUCUAUAUGUAGAUUUUCUUCUAUCACACCACACGUGGUCAGUGCCAUACCGGCUCAGAUCCGAAGUAUAGUGAAACUGUGCUAAGAGGUAAAAGUCGUAUCAGUCAGUAGGACGUUGUCGGCGAAAGCUGGAAGAAAGUUAUCCGUUUCUCGAUACUGGUUACUAUCGGUACUUGCCUCUUCGAUAUUCCUAUUCAUUUACUUUAACGCAUUCGUGUAACUUAAUUGCAUAUUGAAAUCCACGAGAGAAACGUUUGAUUUCGUGUAUCGUGAAUUAAAGUUAGAUCUAACAUCGACUACAAUUGUCAACGUCGUAGUCGUCGUAAUCGUCGUAUUCGUCGUUGGUACGUCGAACGUAUCACGGGCCCGAGCUAUUUAUUUAAAAUAAAAAUUUUGUCGUUGUAAUUAUUGACGGUUAGAAAGUGGAUAAACUGCAGCUUUCUCGUUACCGGUUAGAGUAACAGUAUCUAUUAAUGAGGGAACAAGUUGCUAAGAAGAACAAAUUUUUGUCCCACAUAAGUUAUUUACGUGAAUUGAAACUAUGACAAAUGUAAAUAAAGAUUGUUCGAUACUUACAGACCCAACAACUUAGCCAUCUUCUUUUCCAUGAAGAUCGAAGCGUCGGGAUCCUUUUGAAUCAUAGUGUCACAGAAUAUCCUUUUUGCGCAGGGUGUAUUGGUCCAGUCCCCAUUGAUAUGUGCAAUUUCGGCAACCUCGGCGUUUUCCAGAUUUUGCAAUAUAUCGUCUAAUUCCUGAUCAUCAAUUUCCGUACUUCUUUUCCUUCUCGUUUUAUUCCGUUCCUCCGUAGAUAUUUUUUUAGAUCUUUCAAUCGCUUCCUCGAUUAUCCUUGCAACCUUAAUGAAGGAAUCUUUGUUGGUUACAUCGGUACCAAGAUCCUUUUUUAUCAUUUCCUCAGAUAUAGAAUCAUCUCCGAUAACAAAAAUCGUUCUGUCCUUUCCCAUUUCCUUCUCCUUCUUAGUAUUUUUUCUAGGAAUCAAAAAUUCAGUGACAUCGAUGUUACCCUUGGCGGCUGCAGGUAGAUCAAUCUCAACUAUCUCGGUGAUCGAAUCUGCCCCUUUCCUCUGUAAUCUCUUGCUCUUUUCAAGACUCUCGACAUCAGCCUCGGCAUUAAAAAUAUCCAAAUAAUCCAGACUCCUUCUAUUGCGUUGAUUAUUUUCCAAAGUCUCUGGAAUUUCCUUCUCUUGUUCCAGCACCAAAAAUAGAUCAUUGUCCGUUGAUACAUGCGGAGACAAUUGGAAGUCGUUGUUAUCUUUUCUCUGCUUUUCGGUUACUUCGAAAAACGAGGGAUCCAUUUCCAUCGCUCUUUUAUGUUCCAGAUCGAUAGUAUCUUCGUUGGAUCUCUUUAGAACGUCGACGUCAAGAUAUCUUCCCACUGCCACAGCACCAAUUCCGAGUGCAGCACCAGACGCAACGAGACCAAGAGCAGGAUGAGAAGAGAGAAAAAGAGGAAAAGGAGAAAAAAAGGCCGGUCGACUUUCACUUUUCGAAAGUCGUGCAAAGUAGUGAAGAAAGAAGAGACGGAGGAGGAAGAGGUGAAAGAGAAAGAGGAGGAGGAAGAGGAGGUAUAACACACGAGAUACACGAAGAGGAAAGUGGCUCUAUGAAUUUUUCCGGGAAGCAAAAUACAUAUGGCCUUUCGAUUUCUCGAGUGAUAUCGUGAACGCCGGAAAUGCAUCGAGGUAAUAUGGAUCAGUAGGUAAGUGUGGCCCAUGGCAACGCACGAACAUGAGAAAGAAAGAAAGAAAGAAAGAAAGAAAGAAAGAGAAAGGUGAAGAGACAGAGAGAGAGUCAGUCCUUUGGAGACUCAGUCACGAUCUUCAAACUCCUGACUAAUCCUUCUAAUCUCUCUUUCUCCUCUUCUCACGUUUUAUUCGAUUCCAACGGUCGAAGAAGACCAUAGUUUUUAAAAAUACAGAUUUUAUGUUCUUUCAUAAGAGAAAAAAGAAAAAAAGAAAAAGGAAACAAAUCUCAUAGAUCUAAUUCAGAAGAUUAACGAAUUUCUCUUUUAUACGAUAGAAAUGUAAACUCAAGGACUAACUUUUGAUAUAACGAUCAUAAAAAUCAAUGUAAAUUUGUCCAUUAAACUCUAAUUGAUUGUAUCUAAUCUCGACGGCUUGACCAAUUCGAAAUCUCCAAUAUCAUAAAAAAGAAAUCAAUUUGUUUAAGUUAAGAGAGGGAGAUGUUAUUAUGGUGUAUAUUUUGAAUGAUCUUCAAGUUUACGUAAGACUUGUUCGUUGUUGGAGAAAAAGAAAAAAUAAAGGAGAAAGAAAAAAAAAAAGAGGAAAAGAAAAAAAAAGAAAUUCAACGCCUUUUUUCUCGUCGAGGUGAAUUAACGAUACGAUGCGUUAACAAUUAUGAGCACGUACUUAGUUACUUACUUACGACUCAUUCUCAGCUUGGACGACCUCGUCGCGACGACGUUUUCCAAUAUCGUUCGGCAUCUUUUACAAACUCGCUUUCCUUGACAUAUCUUGUAAUACCCACGCGUCGUCAACUUUACAACGACUUCGUCAUAAUCCUUAUGUCAAAAAAUAAUCGAAAGAAAAUUUCUGCCUUCAAUUAAGAUCUAUAAAAUGUUUUAGCGAUGACGUUAACUAAUAGCAAGCUCGAACGUCUAACUAAACUUUCUUAUAUUGAUACCUUUCAUUGUUCCUAAAUCUUUGCUCGUUAAUAAACGACUCACGUUAACGAAGAAGGCACGAUUGAGACGUCCGUGACGUAGUCGUUGUACAAUGUCAUCAAAGUAACAGCAGGGUCGUAACGUCGGCAUAAACGUGAAAGUUCAUGAAGAAGAGACUAUUACAGAAUCGUUCCUUGUCUUUAUCUUGGUCCUAUUGUUCGAAUGAUCGCCGAGGCUAUCGCCGAAGAAGAGGAGUGUGGAAAGGAGAAAUGGCGAAGUUAGAACAUGUGAAAAAGAAGGAGAGAGAGAGAGAGAGAGAGAGAGAGAGAGAAAGAGAGGAGAAGAAUCCGUUUCCUCGGUGACCAGGCUAGACAAGGACAAGGAAAUCCAACAGCGCCAGGUCGAGAAGGAGAUGUAAAAUGGACCAAGUACAUUCGAAGUGGGGACCUGGAUUAAAAGCAAACGAGGCCAACCUCUCAGUAACAGAACCAUCACGGACCUUGAAGAGGCGAGGUCGUUCUUUGUUACUCUUCUUUCUAUCUGCUCUUCUUGGCUGACUACUGCUACUAGUGUGCACGUUGCCGUGGCCGCCAACGAUAACGGGUUCUCACUUUGAGACUCAACAACGAUUCGCCUUGUUCAUGUAAUUAAACAUCUCUACGUUGGAAGGCUUUAUCGUGUAAUUCGAUACACCAUAUCUACACGAUGGCGAUCACGAACGGAACGAUCUGUUUGCUUCUUUUAAUCUUCAUCCUAGAAGGUUCCUAUUGCAACACCAGAUACUUUGUUAAAAUGAGGACCAAUGCCUCCGAAUUGUUCAAAACGAAGAACGAAAAUCUUCGAAUACCUCAGGAACCGAUUGCUAUGACUCAAGGCCCGUUAUCCGAUGAAACUAGGGACGAUCAACGAAAUAACGAUGAAAGAAUGAUUCGAGAUGCCUUGACCCUGGAAUACGACAGACGAAAUAGUUUUGAGACCUCCACAUUCAAUCCCGAUGUACUCAACAAGUUCCUCGAGGAUUACGCCAAUAAAAUUAAAAGUUCUACCGAAAAAGACUUUAAACUUCCGUUGAAAUUCUCUAAACCAACGGUGGAUCCGCUCAUUCUUGAAGUUGACGAGUCUACCACUGAUUCUUUCACUACUAUACUCGACGAUGAAAAAUCCACUUUGGAUCCUAUCAAUUCUACUUUAAACGAGGACAAGCUUAGUGAGAUUUUGAAUGAUACAUUGAAAAGAAAUAAGUAUUAUGGUAUGAACUCUCACGACGAUAGAAAUGGUUGGGUUACGCUAGAUGCAAUACCAUGGUCCAAAAGUAAAAUUUCAAAGUGGCAGGCAAAUCCAAGUACUCAACGUCCUUGGCCAGAGAUAAAACCAUGGGAGAAACCUAGCAUGGCUAAACCAUGGACGUCCGAUUAUUCCUCCAGGCCGACUUAUGAAAACAACAAACCUUGGCACGAAAAGCCAAAACCUUAUUGGCAAGAAAACGGUAAUGAAAAACCAUGGCAAAAACCAUCGUCGUCCUCUCGUCCGUCUUAUUAUCCAGACAAGUACGAUCAAGUUUCUAAUCAAGCUCAAAAGUGGCCACCGGAGAAGCCAUCUUGGGACAAAUACCCUUCUAAUAUUCAUCGGCCAACUGAUAUUAUAACCGACGACAGGCCUACCAACUUUCCAAAUACAUGGAACAACAGGCCUCAAUCUUCUAGACCACAUCCUUUUUUAGACAGAUAUCCUGAAAGCAAUCAUGCCGACGAGACUAACAACGAUUGGCACGACUUUCCACCGAGAACCGAAUCAUUGGACAGACCUAGACCAAGCGACAGACCAAAUUUCUCGCAUUAUCAAUACGGUAAUAAUCAUCCAUCUUCUCAUCCAUCUAACGGAGAUGGACAAUGGGUACUUCUAUCAACGAACAGAGGAUAUUCCAAGUCCCGUCAGAGAUCCAUCAAAAUCGACACAUUGACUCCUGAACUGGUCAAACUAUUGAAUGGAAAUAAAACGAAAUCCAGCAACAAAGAGAACGUCGAUCCAACCAUUGCCGUUAUGACAUCAAAGCGGCAGGUCAGGUUGACGGUGUUACCGUCGAUCAACGGCACCAACACUACAACAUCGCACGGCGGUCUCUUAGAAGUCGAGAGGACUUUCAAGAGCGUCGAUCAGAGCCGAAAGGAAUACGAGAGAGACAGAGCGACAACAUUACCGACUAUAUUGAAAAAACGACCAAUCAGGAACACAUUGAACGGCGGGGGUCAAGUUUCAAGUUCAGCGGUUCUCGCGGCAGUCGGAGCAGGUUCGUCAUCGCGGAGAACGCGUCGUUGUAUUUAUUAUUUUACUCGUUGAAUUAACGUAUCUUAUCAUAUUU